Messenger RNA from Solanum pennellii, 1760 nucleotides. Its product is annotated as CAAX prenyl protease 1 homolog. Bases 126 to 1400 code for a protein of 424 amino acids. NCBI's taxonomy places the organism in Eukaryota, Viridiplantae, Streptophyta, Magnoliopsida, Solanales, Solanaceae. The record is from RefSeq and is a predicted model, not a curated record. Gene Ontology annotation, molecular function: metalloendopeptidase activity. Gene Ontology annotation, biological process: CAAX-box protein processing. Gene Ontology annotation, cellular component: endoplasmic reticulum membrane. The transcript is spliced from 14 exons.
AAAUCACUCGACCCGACCGACCCAACCGACCCGUUAAACUAUUCUUCAUAAAUUACCCAAACGAAACGCUUCUGCAUCACUGUACCCUUCUCUCUCUCUCUCUCUCUCUUCACAGUGAGUUCGCCAUGGCAUUUCCGUACUUGGAAGCAGUUGUUGGUUUCAUGAUAUUAAUGUAUAUAUUUGAGUCAUACCUUGAUGUACGGCAGCACGCUGCUCAUAAAUUGCCAACACUUCCCAAACCUUUGGUGGGAGUUAUCAGCCAGGAAAAAUUUGAGAAGUCCCGUGCUUAUAGUCUAGACAAAAGUUACUUCCAUUUUAUCCACGAGUUUGUUACCAUAAUUAUGGACUCUUCCAUCUUGUACUUCCGGAUAUUGCCCUGGUUUUGGAAGAGAUCAGGAGAGUUUCUGGUAUACCUUGGUCUCAAUGCAGAGAAUGAAAUAUUUCACACACUCUCAUUUUUAGCAGGAGUUAUGGUUUGGUCACAGAUCACCGAUCUGCCAUUUUCGUUGUAUUCAACCUUUGUGAUCGAGGCCCGCCAUGGGUUCAACAAGCAAACAGUGUGGUUAUACUUCAGGGAUAUGAUAAAAGGAAUUGCUUUAUCUAUUGUGAUUGGUCCUCCCAUUGUGGCUGCCAUUAUUGUUAUAGUACAGAAAGGAGGUCCUUACUUGGCAAUUUACUUAUGGGGAUUUAUGCUGAUUUUGUCUCUUGUUAUGAUGACUAUCUACCCAGUACUAAUUGCUCCACUUUUCAACAAGUUCACUCCGCUUCCACAGGGAGAGCUUAGGUUGAAGAUCGAGAAUCUUGCAUCCUCACUCAAAUUUCCCCUAAAGAAAUUGUUUGUUGUUGAUGGCUCCACAAGGUCAAGCCAUAGCAAUGCAUACAUGUACGGAUUCUUCAAGAACAAGCGCAUUGUCCUCUAUGAUACACUCAUCCAGCAGUGCAAGAAUGAUGAGGAAAUCGUUGCUGUUAUUGCACACGAGCUUGGCCACUGGAAACUUAAUCACACAAUGUACUCCUUUAUUGCUGUUCAGAUUCUCACGUUCUUGCAGUUUGGAGGGUACACUCUUGUUAGGAAUUCAAAGGACUUGUUUCAGAGUUUUGGCUUUGAUACACAACCAGUUCUCAUUGGACUCAUCAUAUUUCAGCAUACUGUGAUACCUCUCCAGCACCUUGUGAGCUUUGGCCUUAACCUUGUAAGCCGUGCCUUUGAGUUCCAGGCUGAUGCAUUUGCAAAGAAACUGGGUUAUGCUGCACCUCUUCGAGCUGGUCUUGUGAAACUGCAGGAAGAGAACUUGUCAUCUAUGAAUACAGAUCCUUGGUAUUCAGCCUAUCAUUAUUCUCACCCUCCCCUCGUUGAAAGAUUGGCUGCCAUUGAUGAAUCUGAUAAGAAGACGGAGUGACACAUUCAUGGGAGUUUCACCGUUCAAUGUAGAGCUCGUUCUACACUGCACAUCUGCAAGCAUAGAUACUAUAUACUUGCAACGUCAUGUAUGCUGAUAUUGUCAUGUUAUAUUCACAACAUAGGGCUUUUGAGGGGUCGUAAGGAUCGUGGUUUUGUCAUCCAUGUGGUUUACAUGUCUAGGUCGAAAAUUUACCCCUAACCAUACUUUUGGCAAUUCUAGCUUUCUGGGAGAUGUAGCUACAGCUUGAAAAAACUCAGGCAGAUCACACUAGUAGCUCAACAGUUUACAGUGGGCAGCAGGAUAAUGAAAAUGGUUUUUAAUGAGCAAGCUACUUAUUAGCCUUUGAAAAUAUGCUAA